AUGGCUACAAGCGCCGAAUCAUCAGCUAUGGCCAUCGCCAAAAGCGGCUCAGACACAGCCGACGUUGUCAUUUGGGGCCUUGUCUAUAAUGAUGAUUACAAGAAAGGUGUGAAAGAGAAAACCGCUAGUCAGUUUUACGAAAAGAGCUUGCGCCAGAAGGGCAAAUCCGCGACCAAGGAAGUGAUGGGCGAGAAGAACACAGCCCCAACAGACCAAGUACUUAAGGCAUUGAUAUUAGGAGACGAUAAACGACUAGAAGUUCCCGAGGCUACAUCAUACCGCUAUGUCUAUGGACCUAGCGAGCCCCAAACCGCACCGGCGAGGUACACUCCCCGGACUAGCAUGUAUGAUAUUCAUUGGGAAAUGAUCGCCACGGACGGAAAGUCGUAUCACAAAGCUGACGAGCGAGAUGGUGUCAAUCCCCAAAAUAUGGGCCCGGGUAAAGGAAGUCCACAUACGCUCUGUGAUGUUGAAAAGGACAUCUUCAUCAUAGACAGAUACGCUUUGGCAUUUGUCGAGCGUCCCGAUGGCGUCAAUAGAAACGACAAGGUUGAUAUCUUUGAGACGAAUGAUACCAAGAAAGCUCGUCAACGGAUUCCGGAUUGGCUUCUACGCCCCAGGAAUGUUCUCUUCAACAUUAAUGAUCCGGGAAGUCUUCUGAUUUACUUGGAUCUUCUCGAAAGAGCAUCUACAUACGGAAAGGACGGAAGCAAGGACCUUAUCAAUGAGAAGAAAACAGUUGGCUUCUUCUCGGGGCCCAAGCAAUGUAAUCACAACAAUUGCCACGAGUGGCGUAGUGAACAAGCGAAGAAAAUGCGGACGCCAGCGCAAAAAAAUAUCCUAAAGCAACCUUGGUGGGUCUUUGCUGACUUCUGUCCGAUGGGCACGACUGCGAUCUCAUUCAAAACUUCGCAGCACCCUGAGGAUGUAAUUUCCGCCGAGGGCAUCCAUAAUGCGGAUGCAAACCGUUGUCGCGCCUUCUGCCACGCGAUGCUGAACCAUUCUCCCUUUAAGGAGGGUUAUGCCAUCCACCGACAAGGCCAUAUGUUCCCGCUCUUGGUUCACGCUAGUGGUCAGUGUUUAACUCCCAAUGACACUGGAAGGGACCAACUGGAUGCUAUUGUUAGCCAAGUUGAGGAUGGCCGCACGUGCUAUGGCUGUGCCGAGCAGCGCGAUCCAUCAAAGAUCUUCGCAAAUAAUAGCAUUCUUAAAGAUCAAGCUACGGGGCUGAUCUAUCUCAACUAUGAGGUAGAUGAGGAUACAGUGAUGGCAGAUGGGUAA
This is a messenger RNA of Daldinia childiae, 1281 nucleotides long. RefSeq lists its product as uncharacterized. The transcript is spliced from 2 exons. The record is from RefSeq and is a predicted model, not a curated record. Bases 1 to 1281 code for a protein of 426 amino acids. NCBI's taxonomy places the organism in Eukaryota, Fungi, Ascomycota, Sordariomycetes, Xylariales, Hypoxylaceae.